CGCUCUUCACUUAAACCCUAAGGUCCUUAGGCCCAGGGAGUCAACCAUCUUCUUUCGUCUUCUUCAAUCGGCUUCCCCCGAAUCGUUUUCACCUCUGCUCUCAUAGCUGCUGCAGCGCGGCGGUGUUUCGUUCUCCUCUUAAUGCUUAAUUCACCGAUUUCUUCUGUCCUUUGACUGCAAAUCCUGUUUAUAUAUAUUUGAAUUAGGAUUAUUUAAUACUAGGGCAAAAUGAGGUUGGAGAAAUGUUGGUUUUGCUCUUCUACUGUAUAUCCUGGACAUGGCAUCCAGUUUGUUCGCAAUGAUGCAAAGAUCUUUCGAUUUUGUAGAUCCAAAUGCCAUAAGAACUUUAAAAUGAAGAGAAAUCCUCGUAAAGUAAAAUGGACAAAGGCCUACCGAAGAGUGCAUGGGAAGGACAUGACCCAGGAUUCAACAUUCGAGUUAGAAAGAAAGCGAAAUAGGCCAGAGCGAUAUGACAGGAAUGUUACAGAGAAAACCCUGAAGGCCAUUAAGAAGAUUGACAAAAUCAGAAUGGAUAGGGAGGCCAGACACAUAGAGAAGAGGAUGAAAGGCAAGAAACUGAAGGAGCACAAGGAGGCAUUGAAGGAGUUGGAGCAAGGCAUCCAAUUGGUCAAAGCUCCUUCUGUGCUUCAACAAGAUCCGUCGCUCACAUUACCGAAGGUCAAAGUCAAGGUUUCUCAAGAGCAAUCAGAGGAAAAUCACGCAAUGGAGGAGUGACUUUGUUAGUGAGAUAUACAAAUGCGUUUGCUCUGCAAUUUUUGGAUAUGAUUGGGGUCUUGGUUGAUUCCGAACAAGUAGUCAUCAUCUUGUCUUCUAUGUUCUCUUUUUUGGUGUAUUAAUAUUAAUAUGGUUUUGCUUCUUUGAAUCCACGAUUGUUGUCUUAGGGCGUUAAAAGUAGUUUAUUUUAAGUUUUGUUAAAAUUGAUCAAAUUUUAAUGGUUAAAAAUACAUUGUUAUGUUAAAUAAUAUCGGCACAUGGAA
This is a messenger RNA of Carica papaya (papaya), 998 nucleotides long. RefSeq names its product Ribosomal protein L24e family protein. NCBI's taxonomy places the organism in Eukaryota, Viridiplantae, Streptophyta, Magnoliopsida, Brassicales, Caricaceae. Gene Ontology annotation, molecular function: structural constituent of ribosome. The record is from RefSeq and is a predicted model, not a curated record. Gene Ontology annotation, cellular component: nucleolus. Gene Ontology annotation, biological process: ribosomal large subunit biogenesis.